Molecule: messenger RNA, 3003 nt
Organism: Phlebotomus argentipes
Lineage: Eukaryota; Metazoa; Arthropoda; Insecta; Diptera; Psychodidae
Gene: Tti1
Exons: 3
Coding region: 61-3003 (980 amino acids)
Biological process (GO): chromatin remodeling
Cellular component (GO): cytoplasm
Source: RefSeq, a predicted model, not a curated record
UUUCUCGUGUUGAUUGUGGGCACUGUUUAUAUAAAUGUUUAUGUUGCCAAAGAGCAGAAAAUGAAUGUGUUUUUGAGUGAUAUUCUGCCUCUUUUUGCGAGGAUCAACAAGGAUCCAACAGUGAUACAUAUUCAGAAGUUGAACGACCUUUUGGAGCGGUCAAACGAUGGAUUUGCCGGAAAGUUUUACGACAAAAUGCUGCUCACGCUCUUGCCUCAGGUGGAUUCUGAGGAGAUCCGGAAGAAGCCCGAAGUUCAAAGGCAUCUGGUUGCAACUAUGGAGAUUCUUCUGAGAAAGAUUAACGUGGACAACAUCAAAUGUUUCAGCACCGUUCAGAUUGUUUUGCUGAGGCAGAUCUAUGAUUUCAAGAGCGGAAGCUUGGCCCAGACGUCAGAGGAACUGAAGACAGGCGUUUUGAGUUGUUUAAGGACUCUCUUAAGCAGAACUUUUAAGGAUGUUAUCGCGGAGUUUUUUGAGCUCAAGAAUCGCAAGAUUAUUGCCAACCUUCUCUUUGCCUGUGUUCAAAUCAUCGAGCAAGAAGUCUUUGCAGGAUUGAAAAUCGAAGCAAUCAACUGUAUUCUGAGCUUCUUGCAAAUCCACGAUGAGGCAGACUUCGAUGACAUCGUCUUGAGGAGCCAAAUAGCUGAUGUGAUCUACACUUUACUGCCCAGGAUGCUGAAGUGUUUCAUGGAAACCGCCAUUGGGGAUUCAAUCAAAGGACAUCAACUGGUUGGUGUCAGCAUUAAGGCGAUAGGCAGGAUAAUCUGCUUGAUAUUGGAGAGAACAGAAAUGGAUUUUGUCGAGGAGCCAAUUAAUCUGGAGGACUUCAAGAGAAUGAUCCUUGCGAAAGAUGAUGCGCGACCUGAAAAUAAGGAUAUUCUGAAGCAACCAUUGGCAGGAGAUUCAGAGGGAAAAAUUCUGCGCAAAGACCCAGAGUGGAUCAGAGCUGUCUCUAAGAAGUUGAAGCCUUAUCUGGCAAAAUUGUUGGUAUUCACUCAACAUGAUCACGUCAGCGUUCGUAGAGAGCUUUUGGCGGUGUGUGAAAAUUUCUUGAAGAAGUGCGCUGAAAAUAUGCUGGAUUGCCUUCAAAGUCUCCUCGAAGUGAUCUUUGUCAUGUCAUUCGACGAUGAUGAAGACAUAGCAAAGCAGAGUUGCAACACUCUUGCAAGCCUUAAGACUCAUCCAAAGAACAAUCUCCUCACUAAGAACGCUGAAGCCACAAUCAAUUCUGUUCUUAUGACUCUGCCUCAGAGUAUUUUGAGAGAAGAUGACUACAAGCAGGUCCUGGGAUUUUCAUUGUUGCAAAGCGCACUAGAGUUCAUCUCGUCGAACGAUCUUCUCGCGCUGAUAACAGAUGAUCUUUUCCUUGAGAAGCUGACAACAGUGAUAAUUCUCGGAGCAGAAUUGAAUACUAAGCAAGAAGAUUUGUUGGCAGAAUCCGGAGAUAAAUUCUCAUGGCGUCUUAAGAAGUAUCUAACAAAUCAUAAAUGCCAGCGAGCCUUUGAUAAACUGUGCUCAGCAUUGAACAAACCUGAGGUGAUUGGAAUAAUUUCGGGCAAUUUCUUAAGAAUCCUCGAAAUGCGAAGCUCAACCAGUAAUCAAGUUCUAGUGAUCAUGAACAAUUUGUUAUCCUGUGAAGAGAAUCAACAAAGCAGUUGGAUGAUGGAAUUUCUACUUGAAUUACUGAAGGACAUUCACUGGAAUCUUUGUCUACAACUCUCAAGUGAAAUGCCAAGUGAGGAAAUUCUCACGAGAGAGGAUAUCAAAUUUAAUGUCGUCCAUUCGUGCCUUGUCUUGGAAAGUGUUGGUCUCUGUGCGAAGCGAAUGGGAUCAGUUUUCCAUCCUUAUCUCUUCAAGACAUUCCAUCGAAUCCUCGCCAAGGCGGGAAGCAGCAAUUAUUGCGUGCGAACAGCUGCUACCAUGGCUCUGGAGGACAUGAAGGAGUCUUUCAACGCAGCAACAAUUGAGGAAUUCGUGCACAGCAAUACAGAUUACAUCAUAUUCUACGUGAAUAAGUUCUUGAAGAAGAGUUACACGUACGACGAUGGAUUGGGAAUGCUGCAGAUAAUAUUGGAAUACACUGCAGAAGAUGCAAUAACUCACUUCUAUUUGGAGACAAUUUUGCAAAGUUUGCUUCAGGAUGGCGAAAAGAUCAAGGAUCAACAGAAACUGAAGGCACACUUCAAGAUAUAUCACCUUUUUCUGCUAAAGAUGCUCAAGUGGUCGGAAGAGAACAACAAGGAAAUCGUCAACGAGGAGAGUUCUGAUGAGAUUCUGCAGCAGUGGUUGGAUAUCCUUAAUCAGGAGGAGGAAAUUGAAACUGAGGAACAUAAUGAGACAGCGCCGAAGGAGGAAAUCGAAGAAACCGAGAAGAUAGUUCCAAAUUACGUGAAACUAACCGAUGAGAUGAUGAGGCUAGUCAUCAAGUACAUCUCUUCAAAAGAUCAGGACUUGUCUUUGCUUUCCUUGGAGCUGAUGACAGUCGGCAUUUCUGUCCUGAGCGGAUGCGAAGAGAAACUCCUGCCAAUUGUACAUCUAGUGUGGUUUCCACUGUCUGAGAAAUUCAAGUGCAACAAUCCUGUGAUCCUGCGACAGUGCUUCCGAUUACUUCUGCUCCUUGCCAGAACAUCCAAGGACUUUAUACUCAAGCGAACACUGAGCGAUGUUAUCCCAACAAUCAACCAGUGCCUAAUUGAUGGUUCAGUGAAGUCUGCGAAAAAUUCCCACUACGGAAUGUUCAUAUAUACUCAAGAUUUCAAAGUCAUCUCCACGAUACUGUCUCAAUAUGGGAAACUGAUCUCCGACAUUCAGAUGCAGGAGAAGAGUCUAGACACAGCCAUAGACUGUGCUUUGCUGUACAUGGAGAAGAAUCAACAUACGGAACUACAGAAGAUGUCACUGGCAUUCUGCAACUCCCUUCUCAACUACGAUGCACCAACCAUUUACUUGAGGCUUCGCAAGUAUCCUAAUUUCUUGGACAAAUUGAAAAUCAAGCGAGAGUAA